CGCGAGAGAGAGAGAGCGCUGCUGGGACGGUCGUGAGAGAGCGACAACUUUGAGCUUCAUAAAAUGUCCACAGCAGCAACAGAUAACAAUUAGGCAAGCAUUGUGGAUGUAGAGGAGAGAGAUAUUUCGUUUACGUUUUGAAAAAAAUAUGUAUGUGUAAAGACAUUUUAUUAGCAGCCUUGGUACAAGUGAAACCAGCGCAAACUGGAAACAUGGCGGAAUCGGGAGUUCCCCCAGCAGAGGCUUCUCAGGGCAGCCGGUCGGUGUGUAUCUUCGACUGUCGCCCAAACAGUAAAGAGCUCCCUGAACUGAUGCUGGAUAUCGGCGGCAUGAACUACAAGCAGUUCCUGUGUGCAGUGCGCAAGGAAUUUUCUAUCUCAGUAAAUGAAAGUUUUGUGAUCACUACUACAGAUCGCAGGGAGAUCGAUUCAGAUGUUUACGAUGAACUGUCAAAUGGAAAAACAUUAUACCUGCUGCAAUCUGUGGAUCAGGAGUUGUCUAUGGCAACUGAAGAGCAAAUUAAGUACGUUCCCCAUUUUCACACCAUUGUGCAAAGUGGCCAGUAUGAGUACUAUGCCAGCGAAGGACAGAAGGCACUACCCUAUGCCUUUGCUGAGCUUAUUGAUAAUGCACUUUCUGCAACCUCAAAUAAUCCUGAAACCAGGAACAUCGACAUAAGAUUGUUUUUUGAUGAGUCUCAAGGUGGCCCAGCCGUUGUAGUGAUGGAUAACGGCCGUGGAAUGACCUCUAAAGAGUUGAAUAACUGGGCAGUGUAUCGGCUUUCCAAGUUCAAUCGUGAUGAUCGUGCAUUUAAGAGUGAUGAACCAGGAUAUGUGCGUCCUAGUGCAGUUCCUCGCAGUCUGAACAGCGACAUCUCUUAUUUUGGUGUUGGAGGCAAACAGGCAGUGUUUUAUAUAGGCCAGUCUGUACGGAUCAUAAGUAAGCCCGUUGGCUCUCCAGAUGUACAUGAGUUUGUAAUGUCUAAGGAAGACUUUCAGCAGAAGGAGAAAAAUAACAAAGAAAUCUAUUCGGGUAUCAUCCGGAACAGGAAGCCAGGAGAUGAUUCUCAUGUGAAAGUGGAUGAAGAGCGUUUUUUACAAACUCUAGUUCUGGAAGAAAAAGGCAAGGACAGUUUUACCAAUAUAGUCAUAACUGAAAUCCAGCCUGAACAUGUUGCCUAUUUAAAACAGGAUUUCGCUAUCUGGACCAGAGAGCUAGCGCACAUCUAUCAUUACUAUGUUCACGGUGUACAUGGAAAUGACAUGAGACACAGACGAUCCACUGAAACUGUGUCAAACAUUGACAUCCAGAUUUGUCUAUUUGAUCGGUACUCUCGCUUGCCAAGGCUACUUAAUUUAAAGGAGAUAGAUAACGACAUGCAGACUCUUUACAUAAACUCUAGUGUGGCAGAGUUUGAAUUUAAAGCCAGUAAAGAAGGAGAUGCCAAAGUAGAAGGACUGCUUAGAUAUCAUCCAUUCCUGUAUGAUAAAGAAACCUAUCCAGAGGAUCCAUAUGCAAGUACACCAGCUACAGAAAAUGACGAAGACUGUUUUGUUACACACGCUGAGGGCCGAGGGAAGAGGCCCAUCUUUGAAUGCUUUUGGAAUGGACGAUUAAUUCCUUAUUCUUCUGUUAAUGAGUUUGAGUGGUGUACAAGACCCAAGAAAGUUGGUUCAAUACCAUUAGAAUGUUACAAUCGGAUCUCAGGUGUUCUCUUCACUAAUGACCGUUUUCAAGUCAGCACUAACAAACUCACAUUUAUGGAUUUGGAAUUGCAGCUACGUGACAAGGACACUAUCUUUACAAGAGUUCUCAAUGGUCAGGAGCAAAGAGUAAAGAUCAACCGAGAGUUCACAAAUUGGUUGAAAGAAUGCCAUGAAAAAUAUGAUAAACAGGUGAAGUUUCUGGGUUUCCAAGGCGAGAUAGUUCGAACAGAUGUGCAACCUAAACGUAUGCAGUCACCAUGGGCUCGGUACAAAGCCAUCGUGUGGGAUGGUAAAACCUACAAAUCUGGACAGCAGGUGAAGAUAAUGAAACCUCAACCUUAUGUUUAUGGCACCAUAGAUCAGUUUUUGCUCUAUGGUGACCACGAUGGUGAUGUGUAUGCCACCGGAGGACAUGUCCAAAUUACACUGGAACCUAAGGAGAUUUUCAAUGAGGUUAAGACCUUCCCAAUCCCUAAGAUUGACAGACAGGCUACAGAUGCUGACAUCAAGGGAUACAUUGAAAAUGAACUGAGCAAGCUUCCUGAUAAGUUGAGGGUCACAUGGCCGGAGGGGAACCCAUGGCCUGAGAAAAUCAUUCAACCAGCUGGAACUCCCAUGGGUCCAAUCCAAGUGGAGAUUCUGAAUAAAAAAGGGGAGAGAAUGUCACGGCUACCUGUAUCCACUGUUAAUUCCAAGAAAUUACAGAUUGAUCUCAAGGUGUUGUGGCACUCUUCUACUGGAAAAAUCCAAACCAACUCUCACACUGGUGUACAUUCCAAAUGGGAGUACUGGUUCAGGAAAAUGGAAAAUUUAAAUAAGCUGGGCAAAUACACACUUCAUUUGCAAACUAUGCUGAGUGAUAGUGAUUCCCCAAGUAUGUGGGCUGGAAGACGACUGCCUCAUUAUACACUCAACUUCAGUAUUAAAGAAAACAGUGCAGCAGCUUUCACGGUGGCUGUUGUUCCUCCUUUUGUUCAAGUGGGGGUACCCUUCACUUUGCCUCUGCAAUUCACUGAUGAAUUUAAUCAUCCCACUCAGCCUCCUUCUGACAUCAAACCCCAGCUAGAGUGCAGUUCACUAAAGCUGAGCUAUGAGCAGACAAUUACAAGUGGAUCUACGUUCACCAUAAAAGACCUGAGCGCCAUGGGUAAAGUAACCAAUCAUCAGGACAAGAUGUACACUAUAAAGGUAACAAUCCCAGGCCUCAAACCAGACACCCAGUCUUUCCAGAUCAGUGCCCGUCCAGGCCCUCCACAUCAAUUGGUGGUAAAGCCUGAAGAUGAGGUUUGCAUUGAGAAUGGCACACCAGCAGGAUUCAGUGUAGACGUUCAGGAUGAGUUCAAUAAUAUCACAACACAUUCCAAACUAAUUGUCCACUGCCAGUUAAUUGGAGGCUCUGAUUUGCCAGCCGACUCUGUUGACUGCAGUAAUACUGGUUCUGGUUUGCUGCUAGCAAAACCAGUAAAACUGAAGAACGUCACUACAGAGCGUACCCUCACAGCAAAGUUUAGCGUUCCUAAUCAAAAAGCUGUGGCGUGUGUGGAGAGGACAGUUCGUAUUUCCCCAAGCACUCGCGUCUACCGUAUAGAGGUCUACAGGCAGGAGGAUGAUUCAGAUGAUGUCAUCAUACUUCAAAAUAAGGAGCGUAUUAACUGGACGGCAGGUGACACACUCGGGUGCCUGCAUUUUAAGCUCUUUGAUGAGGGUGGCAGGCAGGUGGCUUUAACACAGAAACUUGCCCAUAACAUAAAGGUGAACUGGGCUGCAGAUGUUAAAGCUGCAGAAUUGACGAAAGGAAGACUACCUAGUAUAUGUGUACCCACAAAAGUACACGGAGAACAGUUUUAUCAAGUGUCUUUUCAGGACCAGCAGACGGUUGACACAUCCUUCACUAUAUUCCCACGGCCGGAUGAGCCUGAACGGUUAAGGGUUACUCUCAGUGAAACAACUGUCAGGAUGGGAGAAACUCUGUCUGAAAAUAUUUAUAUUGAGGUGGUUGAUCAGUAUGGCAAUAAGACAGAUGCUCUAAAUGCUGGGAGCAUGAAGGAAGUCGGUGUGUCUGCAGAUAAGCUUGACGAAUCAGCCUUGAAUUUUACCUGGCAGGAUAAAAUAGGGACAAUGGUGGUGACUGGCAUUCGCUUUUCAGAAGGUCUCCCUGGUCCAAGAGAGUUGUGUUUUAAGUACCAGAAUUUUAAAGAGUUUGUCAGAAUAACAGUCACUUCUGGACCACCAACGAAACUCGUUCUGCUGGAGCCACCAGAACUGCCAUUACGUGUGUUCAAUGGACAAGGUUUGGACACACCAUUUCAGCUGCAAUUAUGUGACGCAUGGGGAAAUCCUGCUGCAGAUCAGCGGGUCGUCAUAUCAGUGAAAUCUCGGUCAUCACAACUCAAGGUUAAAUGCUCAGUGAUGUCCCAGACUGUCGAUACAGAAGGAAAGGCCAGCUUUAUGCUGGAGACCAUAUCAGCAAAAAUAGGAGAGCAUGAACUGGAGUUCAAAGGAUCCAUCAGUAAAACCAAUACUAUUCAUGGCCCGGUUAUAAAGCUGUGUGUGGUGCCUGAUCCCAACAACCCUGUUAAGCUUAAUGUAGAAUACAACAAUGACGGCAUCUUGAGAGCAGGAGAUAUUUUCCCUGUAUUUAAAGUAACUGUACUCUCUGAAGAGGGUGGACCUGUGAAGAAUGUGAGUCCCUGCAGUCUGUCCAUGCUGCUGUGGGAAGGCUUGGCCUCAGGAUGCCGUCCUCCACUUGGGGUAAUGGCACUUAAGUGUAGUAAACCCAAGGACAAGGACAAUGAUGACCACUUUUACUUCAGAGAUAAAGAGAUUCCUCUCAGAGCGGGAAAAUACAUGGUGCAGUUUCUGUUUGCUGUAGGUUCAGGCAAAUCCCUCUGGAGCAGUCAGAUUGCCCUGAAUGUCGUUGCCAAUAAGCCAGUCAAACUCGUCCCAGACACUCCCGCUGCGACUCCUGUGGUCUCCAACAGCAGCACUCUAGCCGAUCGUACUCUUCUUGAUUUCCUAUGCUUGCAUAUUAUGGAUGAGCACAAUAAUCCAGCUGGUCUGGGGCUUAAUGGAAAAGUGAUCCUGACUGUGACAACUCCUGAUGGUGAUGAUGCAGAAGAGCUUCCUAUGUUUGAGAGCAAAGCCAAGAGUCUAACAUACGAUCUUAUUAACGGGAAGACGAUUAUCAAGGACUUGGCACUGAUGGAGAAUAGUCCAGGGGCUGAUGGAGCUGAGUACACACUCCAGUUCCACCCAGUGCUUCAAGGCCCUAAAUCUUUGCUCAACAUCCCUCCCUUUAAAUUGCCCUUCAGAUUUUACAAUGAUGCAGAGAACCAGAAGGUCAUGGCUACUAUGAGUAAGAAGAAGGACCAACUGUCUCAGUCCAUUGUAGUCUACAAAGAGAUUUUGGAGACUAACAGACAGCUCACAACAGAACUCACGGGCCAAAUGCAAGAUGCAGUUAAUAAAGAGUCUCAGCUGAAAGAUGAGCUGAAUAAAAAUGGCGUAGAUGUUUCAAGAAUAACUGAUGUGGCGUCAGUCGAAGGCUUGGUUGCUAAGGUGACUGCAGAUUUGGAGAGGAUAAAGAAUCAGCCUCGGCGAAAAUGUACCAUACCUGAUCCGUUUAGAGGCAGCCAAGAUGUCCUAGGAAAGGUAGCACACCUGGCACUGGUGAAGGAUGAUGAUGCAGCUAAAGUCAUUUCCUGGCAUCUUCUUGGUGACAUGGACUGUGUGGUUACUGUGACAACAGCAGCAGCGAAAAAAAUCUACGAUGAAACACAGGGACGGCAACAAGUCAUGCCGAUAGAAACUAUUUUCUGGAAACCAAAUAACAGACCGCUGCCCCACAUCAGGAACGGUCAAAGCUUGUUCCGUCCGUUAGGAAGCCCUGUGUUUGUCAGAGAUCUGCUCAUUUUUCCUGAGCAUGCUGAAAACUGCAGCAAGGUCUUCUCCAAUCUUCUUGGAGACACCAUAUUAGUGGACGACUUGGACUCCGCUAACCAUUACCGCAAGGGGGUUGUCCAGAGUAAGAUGCAAUGCCCUACUCUGUUGACACGGCAAGGAGAACGUAUCCGUAGCAAUGGGAAGUUUGGUGGUUUACAAAAUAAGGCUCCUCCAAUAGAGAAGCUGAGAGGACACGUGUUUGGAGCACCACUGCCUCCAGAAUAUCACACCACAUGUAAACAAAAGGAGCUCCUCCAGCAGUACUCCAUAGCAGCACAGAAGGCAUUAAAAGUCAAGGCUGAUUAUGACUACCACAUGGAGUAUCUGCAGAGUCCUAAGAUGAAACAGACGAAGCAAGAGCUCCAACAGCAAGAGAAGGAGUUCAGAGAGAUCGAGAAAAAACUUUGCAGCACUCCAGUGCGGACUUCUCCCGGUUCACUAAAACGCAACCUUCAAGACGAGCUUGAUGAGUCCCUUCCAGCAAAAAGGAUUAGACGUAAAACCCGAAAACUACUGGAUUCUUAAAAAUCAUCUCAGACCAAGAAGACGUUUAAAUUUCUAUAUUGACUGCUGUAGCAUGAAUGACUUAAAACAAAAAAGUUUGUUUAAUGUGAAUUAUAUUAUAGUUAAACAUUGAAGUAUUUCUGUUUUUCUGACUUCAAAAUCUGUUUUUAGUUUCAGAUAAUUUUUAUUAAUACUAUUUUCUUUUUUCGUAUAUAAAAGUAACUAUUGUUGCUAAAUAUUUUGUAUUUCAACCUGAUUCUCUUUGAUUUAAAAAGAAAGGGAACUUAAGUUAUGGACUGUGUCCACACUGACCUUUGUACGUUUUUGUAUGUGAAGCAAAAAGCUAAAUAUAUGUUUUUACAUAAUGCACUCUCAUUUAAUUACUUGCAAUCAUUUAAUAGUCUGAAAUGACAUGCUUACCUCCUGUUACAUUUUCACAUUUACAAAAUUAGCUCUAAUGGAUCAAACUGUUUUUUUUUGUUUUUUUAACAGUAUUUCUUUAAUUCUUUAUUUAAAUUCUUUCCACCAUCUCUGUGUUGAUCUACUCUAUGCCAUACUUGGGGAUGUUUAUAGAGACAGUAAUGAUUCCAUGCCUUUAUAGAUUUAGAACAGAUUAGCAGUAAACUAUUUACCCCUUUGCCUAUGCACAUUUGCUCAGUAUUAACUGGUGUAUUUAGGUGUUCAUGAUGGAGCGCUGCUGGAAAUUUCCUUUCCUAGUAAGCAUAAUGUGUGGGAACAGGAUAUUAAUGCAUGACGUGACUCACUAACACGAGGGAAUGAUGUAAUUUAGGAGUCUUUCCCCCUCUUCCAGAACUUCCAGAGGACUAUUCACUAGAGCGUGUCAAAUUGUUCCAAAUUGAAAUUCUUAAUGGUUCUUAGUUUGUCACUUGUGACAUCACAUGCCUUACAUGUCUACCAGUUAGCUACACAUUAGCCAUAAAAUUUCACGAAUCACAUGCAAUGUACGUUAGACUCUUCUAUGAACUGUGCAAAUGAAUUCAUGCGUAACCGUCUCAAACUUUCUACGAACUUUUAUGAUUAAACUUUAAAACACCUACAAUACCUCAUGAUUUGCUAUGAAUGGUCAAGAACUUCUACUCUUUCUUUUGAUCCCUUAAAACUGAAAAAGAUUUUGGCCAUGUACCAUAUGUAAGGGAUCCCACUUCAUUCAUUCGUCUGUUACCAUGCUCGUUCCUCUGGUUUGUUAAGCUUCUUUUUAAAAAAAAAUAAAAAAUCGCCCUUAUUAUUAUUUGAAUC
Molecule: messenger RNA, 7409 nt
Organism: Clarias gariepinus (North African catfish)
Lineage: Eukaryota; Metazoa; Chordata; Actinopteri; Siluriformes; Clariidae
Gene: smchd1
Product: structural maintenance of chromosomes flexible hinge domain containing 1
Exons: 49
Coding region: 153-6173 (2006 amino acids)
Biological process (GO): chromosome organization; double-strand break repair
Cellular component (GO): chromosome
Molecular function (GO): ATP binding; protein binding
Source: RefSeq, a predicted model, not a curated record